UUGGAAUGCACUUGAAGAAAUACGAAUGGGUGGGCUCGCCUGACGUUGGCGAUUGCUCACUGUUGGUGAGAUCAGCAACUUUAGAAUUUGAUGAUGGUUUAUGGCAAUGCCAGGUCACGGCCAGUGAUUUCACUGCACAAGAUGCUUUAGCAUCUGAACCAGCGAGGCUCGUUGUACGAGUGAGCCCUCAGCGACCACAGAUAGAGUACGCCGAUAAACUAAUUCUACCGGGUAGCAACGUGACAGCCCGUGCAGGUGAGACCGCCACGCUCAAGUGCACUGCACGCUAUGGGAAUCCUUCGCCUCUAAUUAAAUGGUAUUUGGGUGAGAAGGAGCAGAGACCAAGUUCUCCUCAGGUCAAUUCAACAGAGAGUGAUAAUCCCCGCACUUGGGCUACAUACAGUGUUUGCAAGAUUUUGGCUGAACGAUCACGUUACGGACAACCAAUACGCUGUGUCGCCAUACAUCCGGCAUAUACAAAUCCAAGCAUGUCGUCCAGUUCGGAGGUGCGAUUUGACGUUCGAUACGCUCCGGAAACUCGUUUGGAAGGAGUUCCAUUUGGUCAACUGGAAGAGGGUCGAGACCAAUUGGAAAUCAGGUGUUUGGCUGAUGCCAAUCCACCUGCUUCAAUACUUUGGAAACGUACGAAAGGGCAAACUUUACCGGAAGUCGCUGGCAUUGGUGAGGCUCUUUCCUUUUCUCCAAUUUAUCGAGAUCACGCCGCUGUUUACAUUUGCGAGGCGUCCAACACUGAAGGCGAAAGCAGUCCAGUCUCAGUUCAAAUAUCCGUCAACUACUCACCAAGAAUCAGUUCAGUUGGUCCUGACAAACGAAAAACAGCUCUACUUUACUCGGCAGCUUCUUUUGAAUGUCAUGCUGAUGCCAUGCCACCUGCGGAAUACAGGUGGGAACAAAUAUUUUCCGAUGGUCGCUUGCCUGUGGCGUGUGGAACUGGUCAUCGUUUGGUUUUAACGAACGUCACCUACGAUCAACAGGGUGAAUACAUUUGUUUAGCCGCCAAUAAGAUAAACGGAAAUGUCAGAGAAGUCCAAAGUGAUUCUGUUUCACUGCAGGUCGUUGGCGCUCCAAAGGUGAUGAAACCAGCGAGUCAGGAGAAGUUCCUUGUGUCGACGACAGAAGGUAGUCCAGCACGUUUGGAAAUCACACUUUGUUCUAAUCCCAGACCACGUCUCGUCGCCUGGGAAUGGGGUAGCACCCGCCUUCACGCUGGUGAAGUUCUAGAACCACGUCAUCGGGCCUUUGAUCUGAAACCGCUGAAUUCAGGCGAUUGUUACUUAGCAAUUCUAGAAUUGAGGACUACCAUUAGAGAAGAUCAAAGAUUAUAUCAUGUGAUUGUGGAAAAUGAUCGAGGAAGUGAUCGUCGAGUUUUAAUGCUGAGAGUAGAUGAACCAGGACAGAUUCCCCUUGUUAUUGGAGCUGUUGCUGGAUUCACUGUUCUCUCAAUAUUGAUAAUGGGUUUCGUUUGUUUUAUACGAUCUGAUAGAUGCUGCGUUCCCAGAAAUACUGUUCCCACUAUGCAACAAGUUCAUUGUACGAAAGCUUCGAAUGCAAUGAUUGAAGAUCCAAGAUUAACAGUAGAAACAAUGGAACGAGCUGCUCAGCAAUAUGUUUCGGAAAAGAGACAAAAUCAUAUCUUAAAGUCUGUUCCAUCUCAAUAUCAUCAAGAUAUUUAUCAACAUGAUCCACAUCAUCAGCAGCCUCAUUAUCAAAGGCAUCAUCAUCAUAGUCAAUCUCAUGGACCUCAAUAUGCCAUCCAGCCACGCAUACCACGGGAUUCCAGAGUAAAAGAUUGACUUAUAAAUACUUUGCAACCCAUAAGACACUCACCAACGUCUGCAUUUCAAGACUCGACAGCCACGUGCAUGCUAUAAAGUCCAAACGGUUGCAGAGAAAAACGAUUAAGAUGGAUAUUGAGAAGACGAACGAAUCUUCACUUGAGAAAAUUGUUCCUAUAAUAUAAAAAAAAAAACAUAGUAGUUUCUCUGCUGGAAAAGAGAGACACUUGAUAAAUAUAUACACGAUUUAUCGCAAGAUUUUCCAAUUAUUGUUUCUUUUUUUUUUUUAUUAAUUCUUAAAAAAAACAUUAAGAUAUUAUUGUUGAUAAUAAAACAUCUUUAUCGUCUUUAAGAUUCAAAAAUCUUUAAGAUUUAAUUAAGUGCAAGUUGAAAAAAAAGAACAGAGUCAGUGCCUAAUUCAUAUAUAAUUGACAUUUAGUAUCAGUUGCAUGAAUAUUUGAAAGUGAACAUAGACAUCGAGAUUUAAAAAAGCAUUUCAUUGUAGAAUCCUACUUAUUAUAGAGUCAAAUAAAAUAUUGUCUCUUUUUCCAUAGAGAUAACAAAAAUUUAAAAAAAAAACUUAUUGGAAAAAAAUCCUACAGUAGUGAAUCAUCUCCGUAACAAAUGCAUUUUACACUGCUACCUGCAACGCAGUAUAGAUUUGAAAAACAAAUUGCACUCCAGCAGAAACGUAAUCUUCGCAGGAAUUUUUUUUUUGAAACUGAGAUGCAAAAAUCUAUUUUAAUAUAUUUCUUAAUUGUUGUUUAUUAUGAUAAACAAAUAAACUUAAAAAAAAAAAGAAAAAAAUUUUGAUCCACAUUUGGUAAUUAAAAAAAACCUGCGGAGUCUUACGGAAAUUAAAAUUUGUAAAUAAGGUAAUUUCCUUUUCAAAAAAAAAUUACGUGUCUGCUGUAUUUUUAAUUGUAGAACGAUUAUCCAAUUUUGUACAUACCUGAUUGUCAUGAAAUUUGUUACGUUUGCACUGCCGUUAAAAAGCACACGAAACCUUCCUCUACACCUUCAUAGUUGUCUAAAAUGCUCCAAAAGAUCUCUCAAAGACAUCUGCGAAUAAAAUAAUUAAAGGACAUCGAAAGUUAAUUAAAGAUAACCGAAACUAAUUAUAUCCUCUGAAAUAAUUAAAAUAGUGAACAUCAAGUAUCAACUAACAAAGAAAAAAAAGCCAGUUUUCUCAAGAAAUUUCUUAAAAUAUCAAUUUUUUAUCUCAAAUAUUCUUUCUUGUUCUUUAUUUCAAAAUUACAUUUUAAUGUAUACUUUUAAUUUUAAUUUAGACGUGAAAGUCUAAUAAAAUUAAAUAUUUCAUUCUAAAAAUAAAAAAUAAUAAUAAAUGAUAAACUUUAUAAACAAAAUUUUGAAAAAUUGAAUUUUAAAUAUUUAUUCAGGAUGUUUUUGAGAUGUCAUAAGUCCUAGAAUGAAAAGAACGUUAGUUUAGAUAUAAUAAUAACUAUCAUGUUAAAAAAAAAUUGUGAGAAUUAUUAGAGAGCAAUUUUACUGGAAAAAAUUGAAUUUCACGUUCAAAACUCUUAUUGUUAGUGAUAAUAAUUGUGCAGGGGGAGCAGCUGUUUCUAAAACCUGAACGUUUAGCGACGCUGAAGCCUCAUUGCAAGAUCGACAAGCCACCACAAUAUACCACGUUUAAACCAAGCUCACGCGAUUGAAGAUAUCUCUUUUAUAUUAUGGACACAACUAUAAAGCAGAGAGCCAAUUUCAAGUCAAUCUUCCGUUUUUCAUUAAGUGACAAUCCUGAAUAAUAUUUUAUAAAAUAAAAAAAAAAAAGUAGAUUCAAAUAUUUAAAAGAAAACACAAUUUUAUCAAAUUUUACCAAAAAGGAACAUUCUAUUAAUUAAUAUUAUUUAACUUUACUUUUAAAAGCACAAAAGUCAAAAUUUUCAUUUAUAAAAC
Molecule: messenger RNA, 3716 nt
Organism: Leptopilina boulardi
Lineage: Eukaryota; Metazoa; Arthropoda; Insecta; Hymenoptera; Figitidae
Product: hemicentin-1
Exons: 11
Coding region: 6-1814 (602 amino acids)
Biological process (GO): cell-cell adhesion
Cellular component (GO): cell-cell junction
Molecular function (GO): cell adhesion molecule binding
Source: RefSeq, a predicted model, not a curated record